This is a messenger RNA of Brassica napus (rape), 2355 nucleotides long. RefSeq names its product beta-galactosidase 15-like. The transcript has 15 exons. Lineage: Eukaryota; Viridiplantae; Streptophyta; Magnoliopsida; Brassicales; Brassicaceae. Bases 1 to 2355 code for a protein of 784 amino acids. Gene Ontology annotation, molecular function: carbohydrate binding; beta-galactosidase activity. The record is from RefSeq and is a predicted model, not a curated record. Gene Ontology annotation, cellular component: cell wall; vacuole. Gene Ontology annotation, biological process: carbohydrate metabolic process.
AUGGAGGUGGAAAAGAAACCACCACACAAGGUGGAGAAGAAGAAGAGACGAUGGGAUGAAGAGACAUGGGUGGAGACGGCAGUGGAGAGCAGGUUGUGUAAUGUCUAUGCCACAAUCGUUUCUCAUGAUGGCCGAGCCAUUACCAUUGAUGGUCACCGCCGAGUUCUCCUUUCUGGUUCGAUUCAUUAUCCUAGAAGCACUCCUGAGAUGUGGCCGGAUCUUAUCAGAAAAAGUAAAGAAGGAGGUCUUGAUGCGAUCGAAACAUAUGUCUUCUGGAAUGCGCAUGAGCCUACUCGCCGUCAAUAUGAUUUUUCUGGAAAAUUAGAUCUUAUUCGAUUCCUGAAAACCAUUCAAGAUGAAGGAUUGUAUGGUGUUCUUCGCAUAGGACCAUAUGCAUGUGCUGAGUGGAAUUACGGAGGAUUCCCAGUUUGGCUGCACAACAUGCCUGGAAUGAUGUUCAGAACUACAAAUAAAGCAUUUAUGGAUGAGAUGCAAAACUUCACAACUAUGAUAGUAGACAUGGUCAAGAAAGAAAAUUUAUUUGCAUCACAAGGAGGCCCAAUUAUUCUUGCUCAGAUAGAAAAUGAGUAUGGAAAUGUAAUGGGACCCUACGGAAAAUCGGGUAAAGCAUACAUUAAGUGGUGUGCAAACAUGGCUCAGUCUCUUGAUGUUGGUGUUCCGUGGAUAAUGUGUCAACAAAAUGAUGCUCCUCAGCCUAUGUUGAAUACAUGUAAUGGAUUUUAUUGUGACAAUUUUGUACCAAACAAUCCCAACACUCCUAAGAUGUGGACUGAGAAUUGGACCGGAUGGUUUAAGCAAUGGGGUGGCAAAAAUCCCCAUAGAACAACCGAAGAUGUUGCAUUUUCUGUUGCAAGAUUCUUCCAAAGAGGAGGAACUUUUAAUAAUUAUUAUAUGUACCAUGGAGGCACCAACUUUGACAGAACUGCAGGUGGUCCAUACAUCACAACUUCAUAUGAUUAUGAUGCUCCCCUUGACGAAUAUGGUAAUUUGAAUCAACCAAAAUACGGGCAUUUGAAACAACUUCAUGAUGUUCUUCACUCGAUGGAGAGAACUCUCACGUACGGAAACAUCUCCACCAUUGACUUUGGAAACUCUGCAUCGAUUACCACUCAAACUUCAAUGAUGGUUAAGAAGCCAAAUGAAGCUGAGGAUACCCCUUCAACUCUUAAAUGGUCAUGGAGACCAGAGAACGUGGACAACUUCCUUUUGAAAGGAAAAGGAGAAUCUACACAGACACAACUAUUUGAUCAGAAAGUAGUAACCAAUGACCAAAGUGAUUAUCUAUGGUACAUGACUACCGUUAAGUUUAAAAAACGAGAUCCAUUUUCGGGUAAAAACAUGUCUCUUCGCGUCAACAGUACUGCUCAUGUCCUUCACGCUUUUGUCAAUGGAAAACAUAUUGGUAGUCAACACGCUGAGAAUGGUAAAUUUAACUAUGUAUUUGAGAAAGAUGUGAAGUUUAAGUCUGGUCGUAAUGUCAUUGCUCUUCUUAGCAUAACUGUGGGACUUGCGAACUAUGGUGCUUUCUUUGAAAGUAAGCCUGCUGGAAUCACUGGACCCAUUUUUAUUACUGGAAGAAAUGGUGAUGAAACUAUAGUUAAGGACUUGUCUGCUCAUAAAUGGGGCUAUAAAACCGGUUUAAUUGGGUUUGAGAGCCAACUCUUUAGAACGGAAUCAAUGUCUAAAUGGUCAGUUGAAAGUGUACCGUUUAACCGAACCAUGACAUGGUAUAAGACUACAUUCAAGUCUCCCUUGGGAAAUGAUCCGGUUGUUGUCGAUCUUAUGGGACUUGGAAAAGGUACAGCUUGGGUAAAUGGAAACAACAUUGGACGUUAUUGGCCGGCAUUCAUUUCAAGCGAAAAUGGUUGUGAUGCAAAAUGUAAUUAUAGAGGUGCUUAUCAUGCUGAAAAAUGUCUGACCAAUUGUGGUGAACCCACACAAAGAUGGUACCAUGUUCCUCGUUCUUUCUUGAAUGCAGAAGGAGAUAACACACUAGUUUUGUUUGAGGAGAUGGGAGGAAACCCAUCGCUUGUCAGUUUCCAAACUACUAGAGUGGGAAGUGUAUGUGCUAACGUCUACGAGAAAAAUAUUAUUGAGCUUUCAUGCGAUAGAAAACCAAUUUCUGCCAUCAAAUUUGCAUCAUUUGGUAACCCAGAUGGCGAUUGUGGAUCUUUUGUAAAAGGAACUUGUGAAUCAAGUAAUAACACGGUUGAUAUUCUCACACAAGAAUGCGUUGGAAAAGAGAAGUGUUCCAUUGAUGUCUCAACGGAAAAGUUUGGAGCACCAGAUUGCAGUGGUGCUGUCAGAAGGCUCGCCGUCGAAGCUAUAUGCUAA